Schistocerca gregaria is the source of this 1241-nucleotide messenger RNA. Its product is annotated as M-phase inducer phosphatase 3-like. Gene Ontology annotation, molecular function: protein tyrosine phosphatase activity. Gene Ontology annotation, cellular component: nucleus; cytoplasm. Bases 81 to 1136 code for a protein of 351 amino acids. Gene Ontology annotation, biological process: positive regulation of G2/MI transition of meiotic cell cycle; protein dephosphorylation; positive regulation of G2/M transition of mitotic cell cycle. The transcript is spliced from 2 exons. Lineage: Eukaryota; Metazoa; Arthropoda; Insecta; Orthoptera; Acrididae. The record is from RefSeq and is a predicted model, not a curated record.
GCUCUAAACCUCGGCUAUAUUAGAUCUAACAAAAAGAAAAAAUACUGUUUAUCUUGGAUACAGUCUAGAUUUUGUUUACAAUGACUUUAGGAGAUGAUGGGUGUGGAACAGUAUAUCCAUUUCUUCAAUCUGUCAGUCGGCCUCGUGAUUUAAAUUUUGAAUCCCCUCAUGCAGGAGGGACUUCUAAAUCAAUUUCAACUAACAACAUAUGCUUGAGCCCCAUAAACUCGAUCCUGAGUCAUAAAACCCGGAAUACAUUUAGAAAUUUAAACGUAUCUAAUCAAGAGUUUGUACAAAAAGCCGUCACUAAUACUCAUUCGAUAGAAGAAUCAAUCCCUGGAGCAUCGUUUAACAAAAGUCAAGCUAAGUCGUGUACUAAGAGCUUCAAUGAUAGUCUGUCACCCAUUUUACCUGUAUUGCCAAAUCUUGAUCAAUACACGAUCACUCCAGAAACACUAUCAGCUUUGAUAAGCGGGAAAUACUCUCAUUAUUAUGACGAGAUCCUUAUCAUAGAUGCCAGGUUUCAAUACGAAUACAAUGGCGGACAUAUAGAUAACGCUAUUAACUUUAAUCAUGUCGAAAACCUGUUUUCUUUUAUCGAUCAAAACGAAAGAUUUAAAAAUUUGUAUCAUCGUAUUUGCAUAGUAGUUCACUGCGAAUUUAGUUCCCAACGCGCCCCUGAAUUUAUCAAGUCUAUUAGAAGCAAGGAUCGCUCCUUAAAUCCCUAUCCUGAAUUGAUUUUCCCAGAACUCUACUUGCUUUUUGGAGGCUACAAAAAUUUUUUCUUGUCUUUUCCAGAAAAGUGCAACCCCAAGAAUUAUGUAACCAUGAAUGACCCUAGACACGUAGAGGAGAUGAAAAAUGAGAUAAAAAAGAGUAGGCGAAUGAAGGCAUACACUCGUUCCUGCCCUGAUUUAGGAAGUAUGGCAUACCUAUAUACUUCAGAAUUUUCAGCAACAAAGAAAUUUUCGAAUGGGAUUAUAAAAAACGAGCUAAACAAAAAUACCUCUAAUACUCAAACCGAAAAAGAUUCCAAGUCUAAGCUUGAAUCCUCACCAGUUCACAUCGAUAAGUUAAAAAGUAUACCUACACGUUUCACGAAAUGCAAAUCUUCACCAUUCCUUCGAAUAGAAUGACUCAAGUUGAACCAAGUGGACAGAAAAAUAGAAUUCAAGUCAAACUAAAUUUGAAUUGUGUCAGAUGUAAAAUAUAUUAGUCAGCAAAUCCCAGUUACUUAUUGA